Rhodofomes roseus is the source of this 912-nucleotide messenger RNA. RefSeq lists its product as uncharacterized. The coding region runs from base 299 to 814 and encodes 171 amino acids. The transcript has 4 exons. Lineage: Eukaryota; Fungi; Basidiomycota; Agaricomycetes; Polyporales; Fomitopsidaceae. The record is from RefSeq and is a predicted model, not a curated record.
GCGUUCGGCGUUUGGCGUGGCGGGUUUGAUGCAUCAUGCAAGUUCCUACAUAACUUCCUCCGCUAGAUUGACGGUGCUGGUUUGCAGUUCUUCUAGGGGCGAUGUACAGUCCCGGUACCCUGAUGCGAGAGCGAUCCUCCUCCUUGACCCCGGAGCGCGGAGAGCUUAGUCAUCAAGCUUCAAGUUGAACUUAGUUUCAAGGUUGGGAACGCGCGCGACACUUGAAGACAACGUCGGAAUCGUCCUUCUGUUCUGACUCUUACCAGUGUUCUGCUUCGCUCCUCCACUCGACUCGCUUAUGCAAGCUGCGGGUUUGAACGAUGUGUCGGUGCCCGCCUUUGGCUCACGCAUGAAGGAACGGCAGUCCGGCGAGAAGCGCAUUCUGAAGCUUGCUGGACGCGUACAUGCGGUCCUGCAAGCAUCCGUUACGGACCAAACCGACGCCAAGGCGGCGCUCCAUGACGAGAUCCACGCAAGCUGGGGCUGGAUCACGGACUUGGCAUCUCAGGUUGAACUGAACCUGCCCCCUCUUCUGGCUUCUGCUAUUGAGCAGGUGUCGCAUUAUGGACAGGAUUUCCAGCUCUCGGCCAUCCAGGAGGACGACCCGUUGUGUGGUAUUACCGUCCCCAUGUGCCAUAUCAAACAGCACGCGGACUGUCCAAAACAGGCGGCGGGGGAGAAGAACUGGUGGAAGCAAGCUGACCCUGGGGCAACUCAAGUGGAAGCUCCGGAUACCACACCGGUGAAGAGUAUGAACCGUCUGCUUCUCUGCUUCUCUGCAGAUCCCCAGCUAACCUAUCGCGCUGACAGCUGAGGAAUAUACUGCGGCGAUACCAGCCUGGACGGCUGGGAAGAAGCGGGAUGCCCUCACGUCGAACGCCUAUCAGCCUGGCCCCGCAGAGUCGGCCAGCA